Phyllotreta striolata is the source of this 836-nucleotide messenger RNA. The record is from the annotation of a GenBank genome assembly. NCBI's taxonomy places the organism in Eukaryota, Metazoa, Arthropoda, Insecta, Coleoptera, Chrysomelidae.
GUGGUAAAUAAACGUGUCUUCUUGUCUUUUUUCGGCGUCGUUGUGACAGCUGCGAGAGAUCGAUGUAAUCUAUUUAUUGAAUAAAUAUAGUUAAAUAACUUAUUAACAUGGCUCCCAAAGAGAAGGACGAUAAGCCGGUAAAGAUAAACAAAUGGGAUGGUGCAGCUGUAAAAAAUGCACUAGACGAUGCAGUUAAAGAAGUCCUAACCGGGAAAUUCCAUUAUGUUGAGAAUUUCGCCCUCAUCGAUGGCAGAUUAGUAAUAUGUGGCAUAGCAGUAGGAGUAGCUAUGUUUGCCUUAGUAUGGGAUUACUUGUACCCUUUCCCACAAUCUAGGCCUGUUUUGAUAUUCUCUGUUACAACGUACUUCAUUAUGAUGGGGGUUUUAACGUUUUACACAGCCUACAAAGAGAAGGGAAUAUUUGCUGUUUGUAUUCAAAAAGACAACUCUAAAAAGGAGAAUGUCUGGGAAGCCAGUUCCUAUUUGCCAAAGUAUGAUGAUAAAUACAGCUUAUCAUUGGUGUUUAUAGACGGAAAAACGAAGCAAAGAAGAGAAACCAGCAUAAAAAAGAGUGUGGCUAGUUACAUAGACGUUAAUGGAGGUGUCGUGCCCGAGCUGGUCGAGGCUGAUGUCACCAAGAUGCACAAUUCUCUGUUGACAGAACGAAAAGAAAAAUGAUGCAUACAACAGCACCAUUUUUCGGUUCGUAGAAGAGCAGGCCGUGUAAAUUAUUUCGUAAUGUUUUAUAUUUUUAAAUGAUUUAUUUUGUUUCUGCAGGUUAAAAAUAGUUGUAAUUUCACUUGUGAUUUAUGGUUUACAUAAAUGUCGUACAAUUUA